Plasmopara halstedii is the source of this 807-nucleotide messenger RNA. Its product is annotated as RWP-RK domain. The coding region runs from base 1 to 807 and encodes 268 amino acids. Gene Ontology annotation, molecular function: DNA-binding transcription factor activity. NCBI's taxonomy places the organism in Eukaryota, Oomycota, Peronosporomycetes, Peronosporales, Peronosporaceae. The transcript has a single exon. The record is from RefSeq and is a predicted model, not a curated record.
AUGUCCACGUACUCCUACUUUCCACACUUGCCGACCAGAGAGAUUCAUCGAAUACCACCACAACAGCAUGAAUUUGACGGACUGUCGCUCACUCCCAAGUAUCUGUCUCGAGAGCGUACAGCACUACCUCCGCUCAACGUUCUGCCGUCGCGCGUGCACGCUACUUUUAGUUAUGCGCAAUCGCGAUUUCCGGCAAUGAUGUCUCCUGCGGCGAUGCCCUUAGCUUCUUGUACUCAUUCUCCGGCAAAGAAACGUGUUCGUGCGGUGGUUAAUGCCUCCAAAUCUAUUACUUUAGAGAUGCUGCGUCCACACUUCGAAAAACCGCUGGCUGAGGUGGCAAACACCUUUGGCAUCUGUAUGACACUAAUGAAGAAGAUCUGCCGCAAAAAUGGGGUUCCACGUUGGCCACAUCGACAGAUUCGCGGACUGCGCAAAAGCAUCUGGUCUAUCAAAAAGGCUCUGCGCUGUUGUGAGUCCGAAUUCCAGCGUCGUUCGUACAACGAUCACCUGCUCAAGCAGCAAUCAAAGCUGAAAACGAUUCUCAGAGGACCUGCAAGUCCAAGCAGCAAAGCAGCUUUUGAGCUAAUGCUGUCAGAACCGUGCUCACCCAUUAAUGAGGUUGAGAAUGUCAACGUUGACGAAAAAAUUGAGAUCUUAGAAGUUCCAGCUGUGAGUCCGGCAACUCAGUUUCACGUGCCAGGAUUACAAAUUUCUCAAAAGCAGAUAAACAGCGCAUUGCCCAAGUUGCCAUCAAUAGCUUCGCUGCUAAUGAAGAAUGAGAUGCGAUGUCGAAAUUAUAGCUACUGA